GCAAGCCAAGAACGUCUGCUAGCCAUAGCAAACUAGCGUCACGGUUCGAGGGAAGCGAAGAGUGACCUUUUUCUUUAUUUAUACCUGUUAUUUUAAACAAAAUGAGACCUUUUACUGAGAAUAAUUGGCUUAGUCUUUGAAGAAAAGAUCUUUUUUGUUGGAUUUCGAUUAAAUUCUGGCCGAUUUUCUGUUGAAUUUGGAGUUUGAAGGGAAGACAUGUUACUGAUGUUAGUUGCACCGGGAACGCGAGAAGAGAACAAAGCACUUAUACGAGGACAACAGAAUGGCCGACACGUCCAUAGUCGAACUACUUCAGAUGCUUGCAAAAGUCUGGGUUGAUGAUAUCGAGGUAGAGGGCAGAGCCAAAAGCGGUAACAACCAGAUCCAUGAGGCAGUUUUGACUGGAAACCCAGAGGCUUGUCGCCAGGAAGCUCAGAGAUGUAAAGUGAAUGAAGGUAAUCUCAGAGGAGACACACCUCUUCAUUUGGCCGUAAGAUGGAUAACACAUGUUGGUGUAAACCUUAUUGAAGUUUUGCUUGAGGCUGGAGCAGAUGUCAAUGCAAGAAAUAAAUGGGGACAGACGCCUUUACAUUACGCCGUAACUGUGAAAUCUGUAGACAAUGUAAAAAGACUGUUAGGGGAACCAAAUAUUGACAUUAAUGCAUCUGAUAUCAAUGGUUAUACUCCUUUACAUUGUUGCUUCAGUGUUGACUUUGGUCGUACACCGGGGCCAUAUUUAGAGAGUAUAAGCUACGAUUUGGACUUGAACGCUAACUUUAUCAAAAUAGCAGAAGCACUCAUUCGCGCUGGCGCUUCCUUGAACACCCAGACAAAGUUUGGUCUAGGGAUUCUUCAUUUUGUAGCAGCAAGAAAUGACAAUACUCCUCUCAUAAAACAUCUGAUGGAGAAAUACCAAGCCAUCGAAUUGACCCAAAAAACUCUAUUAAGAGAAAAUUUUCUUCAUGUUUACUGUAGAUCGGAAUUAUUUGAAGAUAUAACAGAAACAUUAGAGUUCAUAGCAAAACUUUACUCACCGACGAUUGUAAAAGAACUGCUAAGCGGUGGCGAUGUUUCCGGGCGGCCACCAUGGGCUUACAUGAUCGAUACUUCAAAUAUCGACAAUGAAACAGUCAGAAUUAUGAUGUCUUACGGAGUGUCAGUAAGCGAACCCGACAAUUUGGGAAAUACGGCUAUACACAGAUUAGCAGGUGUGUCUGCUUCCUGUGUUCUUACAGAUGUACUAGAAUCGUUAAUUACGAGCGAGUCUAGUUUACUCUCACAAAACGUUUAUGAUGAAACCCCCGCGUUCGUGUUGUUUUUGGACCCCGUUUUUGAAAUUUUUCAUAAGCAUAAAAUUAAUUUCAACGCACGAGACAGAUGGGGUCGUACACCGCUGAUGUCGAUCAUGAAGCAUAGACCAAUUCCUGAACUUUUGACCAGGAUGAUUCUGGAAGGAGAGGCAGAUGUUAAUGCCACUGACGCCUACGGGUCGACGCCACUCCAUUUUGCGGCAUACCACAAUUAUCAUGAACAACUUGAGAUUUUAUUAGAUCUAGGAGCGAAUAAGGAUGCAAAAGACAUGUUGCAAGACCGACCUUUAGAUACAGUCAAACGACACUGUAGUUACCGCUGUUAUACCAUCCUCAAAAGGGCCGAGGGAUUUGAAGAGUUAUACGGCAGAGUUAGGUCGUUUGACGAAGUUCUUCUUGGAUUGCCUAAAAGCACUAAAUCGUCCAGUGUGAAAACAUACAUGGAUAUACAAAAAACAAUGAUGCUUCCUGAAAAUCGCCAAAAUUUGUGGGAUUUUCUUUUAGAAACAUACUAUGACAGAUCUCAAGAAAACGCAAAAGAAGUGGAUCGUAUAGUAGAAGAGGUGAAUGCACUUGUGCAGGAAAUCUGUACAACAGUUGCUGGGUAUGACCACAGAUUCAAGAUGUCUGUAUUUCCCACAGGUAGUUCUGCUGAGGGCACUAAAGUAGGCAGACCAGACGAAUUCGAUUUCGUUCUUUGCAUAGACCACUUGAACGAAAUAACAAAGCCCGUCCUCAUCAAAGAGUGUAUUGAAGCAGGAUUUGCGUGUCUCAAAUUUACGAAAGAUCCAGUUCCGGAAGAGUUUAUGUCCUUUUGCGAUAGUGAAGGUUAUUUUCUUGCUUUCCCCUAUCUACAGCUGUUAAAGAAAUAUUUGGAAAGGGCUUUAAACGAAAACACGCUUUGGAGAAGUGGCAAUUUAUACUACAACUAUGAGGAUAAAAUGGUUGUUAUUAGGGGUAAACCCGUCUUCAAUUUUGAUGUGUACUGGAUAGGGUCAGUUUACAAACAACUUAAAAUCAGCAUCGACUUAGUUCCCGCAGUGUACAAGAAAGGAUGGUGGCCAGCAAAUAUAAACGUAGACCAAAUUCCCUUGAUGACAGACGAAAUCAAACAUUCUGGAUGCAUCCUAAUUUUACAAUCGCGGUCAUACGAAUUUGACUACGAAAAGGGACAAUCAAUGGAUAACAAUAUCAGCUUUACAUGCAACAGCGAUCAAAACAAAGCCUUGAGAAGAAUGUUGCGGGUAUCUGCUGCACCGGCAGAAAUCUCUCUCAUGAAAUCUCUCCCACCUGUCUUUCGGCGUGCUUAUGCCCUGGCAAAAAUCAUGAAAGGGAAAGAGGUAUGCCCUGAGAUAGAAUUUGAAUCCAUCAACCAAUGGACAAAUCUACUGCAACACCAAAGGAAAUUUGAUGAGAAGAAACCUCUUCCAGUCAAUCCUUCACACGUGAUCAAAAGCUACAUGUUGAAAAAUUGCACCUUUUAUGCAAUGCUCGAAAUGAAGAAACGAUCAAGUGACAUUCAUCCAUCCGUGAUUACAGCAAAAAUCUUUCAAUUUUUGUUGCAUUUUGCUGACAAUUGCUACUUGAAUCCGUUCUUUCUGCCGUAUUCAGAUGUAUUUGAGUUUGAGAAGGACACAAAAAAGUCAUCCUUUGACGAGUUCAUAAGUAAAAUAAAAAGAGAGCUUAGCAUUAAGUUGAUUCUAGGAAUGCUAGGACAACAUUUCCCGGAACAUUGCUUGACAUCUCAAAUUCUCCCGCUGUAAAUAGUAAACCUAUUAUAGAAAUGUCAUGAUUACUCAAAACUCAUUUCACAAGAUGUUUUAAUACUUUGCAAAUUAUUUGAGACCUAUUUCAAAUUUAAGACAUCUUACAAAAUUUUGAAUCAUUGUGAAAAAAGAAUGGACUUCUUCAACAAUACGGCGGCCAUCUUGGAUCGUAGGGCAUCAGUUAUGGGGCGUCCAGAGGGCAAAUAAAGCUUUGUUACAGUAAUGACGUCGAUUGUUAUUUAUAGCUUAAAAACAAGUGAUGAAUUAAGAGGGCACAUCGAUCACCUUUACCCAUGAAAGAAAGACAAAGAUUGUUUUGCCCCACGACAAGAUGGCCGCCGUAUCAUCGAAGUAGUCCAAGGUCUAUAAAUUACAGUGCGACGCGCCUAAACGUGGCCACCCAACUUAUUUUUUACCAAUGCCGUUGAAUCCUUUUCCGCCAAGUGUUUCAAUUUAAAAGACUUUUUACGAAAGACUUAAGUGUUCGCCAGCGAAGGGACAAAAAAAGGUAUCAUCUAGGCAUAUUUCUAGCCUUUUAUUUAAGUUUUUGUUGCAAAGAGUACGAAUUUAUUUUGAAUAUUUUCGGUCAAAUGCACAAAUUCUCGCUGUCUGAUUGUCUAACUCGUUAGGCGCGUCGCAUUGUAAAUCGAUCUCAUCUUGUUACCAUUUAUUAUUUACAUAUUAUUUUUAUCUAAAUACUGAAAAAAUGCAAGUAGGAUUUAAUUCUUGGAUACUUUACUAUUGACUUUGAAAACAUUAUGGGUACAUCUUUCGGCCAGUCAAUAUUGUUUUGUAGGGUCAAAACACGUUUGUCAACUACACCAUUAGCUGAUAAUUUGACUUAAUAUUGUAGUUCGGUUUUUGUGGUAGAAUAAUCUGAUUUUGACCAGUAAAACUGAGUUAGAUAAUUUUAUGCAUGUAGGAAACCAUUGGUUCAAAAUGUAUCCAAUGUCGAAAGACUGAUAUAAACAUUCAGUAUAUAGUGCAGAACAGGGACAAUUCUCCUUCACUUGGCUGCCUCCACGAGUUCUAUGGUCAGCAGUGUCCCUUGAUGGUAUUGAUUCUAUCUGAGGACUUGGCGUAUUUUAUGCGUCAGUGAAUUCCUUAUGACAUAGUGAGCGUACUGAACAAACUUAGGCGUCGGGUCAAACGUUGAGCUUCACAUGAGACAAUGGAUAACAUGGCGGUCUUCUUUUAAGUCAUUAGGUUCGGUUCACAUGUGAAGUUCGAUUUUUGACCUUAGCCUUAUUGGCAAUAUUAUUAGGAACUAAUUGAUUAUUAAUUCAUUUAAAGACCAUUACAGCAUCAUUCAAAUAAAGUUAAUUUUCCGUAAUAGACAACUAGUUAAGAGAUUCUUAACCUGAAGAAAUAUGAUCAAACUUAAGGAGUCCCAAGAAAUAUAUUGGCGUAUUUGCAUAUCACUGACUUUAAAAGCGGUAGAGUAAAACAAAGGAACAAUACUAAGCAUCACGUUAACAAGUACCUGUUCCAUCCGUGACUGGUGCCACAUUCUCAAGAGCAAAAGAUUUGGUGUGCAAUCUUCCUGAACAAGUAUUGAAACGUUCAUUUUGAAAGCAAGUUUUUGAAAUUAUUUCCUUAUACGUUAGUGAAAAACGAUAUACGUUAGAUGAAGAAGUUGUAGCAGCAACUGGGUUCGGCCAUGAAUGACGCCGAGAAAAGUAAAUCAUUCCUUGCAGGCGAUGAUAAGCUAUCAAGUUUUCCAAAAAGUGUCAGAAUAAUGACUAAAACUAAAAGUAAAUUGCUAAGGAAGAAAAAGCUGACAAAAACGGCGGACAUUUUGAUGGCAUUCUUGUUUUGACGCCGUUAUAACAAUAAUGUUAAAUAAAGUUUUUUAGCUUUG
Actinia tenebrosa (Australian red waratah sea anemone) is the source of this 4937-nucleotide messenger RNA. RefSeq lists its product as uncharacterized. The record is from RefSeq and is a predicted model, not a curated record. Gene Ontology annotation, molecular function: protein binding. NCBI's taxonomy places the organism in Eukaryota, Metazoa, Cnidaria, Anthozoa, Actiniaria, Actiniidae.